Molecule: messenger RNA, 4753 nt
Organism: Haliotis rubra (blacklip abalone)
Lineage: Eukaryota; Metazoa; Mollusca; Gastropoda; Lepetellida; Haliotidae
Product: nuclear factor of activated T-cells 5-like
Exons: 15
Coding region: 194-2797 (867 amino acids)
Biological process (GO): regulation of transcription by RNA polymerase II
Cellular component (GO): transcription regulator complex
Molecular function (GO): transcription factor binding; DNA-binding transcription factor activity, RNA polymerase II-specific; RNA polymerase II cis-regulatory region sequence-specific DNA binding
Source: RefSeq, a predicted model, not a curated record
CAGAAACGACUUGACGAACAACAGCUCACAUGACCCUCCGCAAUAGGGAAAAGGAUUUUCAAUUGGACAAUUAAAAUUUGGAAAGACAGUAUUGGAUUUAAUCAUCCUGGAUUAAAGGAAUGUUAGUGGAACGUUUACAACAAUAGGAAAUUGUACAAAUGCAAAAUAAGAACCCUUUUCUCCCAAAACAAGAAUGACAAUGACACCUAUAUCGAACAGUGAAAUGCUUAAUCAGUUCCUGGAGGACCAAGUACAGAAUGGAAGCAUCAACCAAAGUGACAACACCCCCAUCCCCACAAACCUACCAUCACCCAUACAACAAGCUGCCCCCCAGACUCUCCUCGAGCAGGACAUCAUCACAAACCUACUGCAGCAGUCUAACGGCGACCAGCUGCCCCAGCAAAUCAACACCCAAGUUCUCAACUCGCAGCCCACGAACUGUGCAGGUUUACAAGGAGGAAAUCAGCUGUUCAAUAACCUGUUGAAGCCUCCUGAUGCUAGUGCUUCUCCCAGUAACACACCCAUACAGUCAGUCAAUCUCUCUGAGCGGAGUAUAACUGAAGUGCUGCAGCAGAUGUUGUCCUCCAGUCAGCCCAAGAUGCCCCAGGAGACAGCCCAGGCAGAAACUGUACCAAUGAUAGCCACCACCUAUUCUUGUACCAAUACAAGCAAUUCAGGCUUGUUAAAUAAUGUGUUUUCUACAGAAGCUGUUACCAUGGUGACAACAAACAGCAUCACAACUGGAACAUUCACGGCCAAUCCACCGACAUCUGUGCCAAUUACAAAUACAUGUAUGGUUAAUGUGCUUUCUGGGGAUGGUAACUUGAUUCCUGUGAAAACUGAGCCUGGUCCAACAGGAUGCCAGGUUGCUUGUGAUUUUCCUGUGGAAACUUGUAAGGCUCCUCAUCCAUCAUCAACUGAACCUGGGAACCAGAGUCAGCAGACGACUAUUACUACCGGAAUUGGUAAUAAUGUGUCGUCAAACGACAUGAAAGUGGUUACCAGUCCGAUGUCAGGGCAACAGCCACGUAUGGACCUUCCCGCUGACCUGGCGAAUGUGAAACUACAAAUGUUCUCACCUGUCUCCUCCUUGCCACCAGGCCUGCUCAGCACCUCCCCACUGCUACUGAAACUGGAUCCCUCAAGUCCAUGGCCCCCGCCCAUACAGAGACCUCGCAAGGUGAAGGACACUGGGUUGGGGGCGCAGUUCUCUGCUCGUACCCAGCAGUAUGAACUGCGGAUUGUAUCGCAGCCAGAGGAGCAGCACCGAGCACGUUACCUCACGGAGGGCAGUCGUGGGGCCGUCAAGGAUCGUUCCCAGCAAGCUCAUCCUGUUAUUAAGCUUAUUGGCCACAGCGACACUGUGUGUCUGCAGGUGUUUGUGGGUAAUGAGACUGGGAGAGUGAAGCCCCAUGGCUUCUACCAAGCCUGCAAAGUGUGUGGCAAGAACUCCACACCCUCCAAGGAGAAGGAAAUAGAUGGCACUGUCGUCAUAGAAACGGAAAUGACACCAUCAAGUGAAAUGACAGUCAGUGUUGAUUGUGUUGGCAUCCUUAAACUGCGUAAUGCUGAUGUGGAGAAGAGAAUCGGAGUUGCCAAAGCUCGGGCAAAGAAGAAAAACAGCACAAGGGCACGGCUGAUAUUCAGAGUUACCUUCCAAAAACCUGACGGCAACUUCCAGACGCUUCAAGUGGCUUCAUCGCCCAUCAUCUGCACUCAGCCAGUGGGUCAGCCUGAGAUCAGCCGGAUGAGCCUGGAAGAGACACCUGCAACUGGUGGGCAGGACCUGUUCAUCAUUGGGAAGAACUUCCUGAAGGGCACCCAGGUCAAGUUCCAGGAGAUCUCCGUUGAGAACGGCAAGACGCUGUGGGAGAAGGAGGCUGACAUUGACCAGGAAUAUUUCCAGCAGACACAUUUAAUCUGCAAAAUUCCUGAGUAUCAACAGAAGAGCAUCUCGAAACCCAUCCUGGUGCAGAUUGUCAUCCACUGUCGAGGGAAGAUCAGCGACCCCCAGGAGUUCUAUUACAACCCAUUGCCGACCCAACAAGUGGAAGUUCCAAUGGAAACAGAUCAGAGUCAGAGCAAGAACGCCCUGCCCUGUGUUUCACCAGUUGCUCUGGAGUUGAACCGACUGGUGGAAAGGACUCAGAGCAGCCCAUCUCCCAACACCAGCCUGUUCCAGCUACCCCCAGGGACUGUUGAUGGCAUCACCCCCAUGGCAACUGUCCAACAGGGUAUCCCCACCCAGGCUGUACAGCCAUUUGUCAAGCAGGAGAUAGUCUCCACACCCAUGGAGACCUCACAGCAGCAGCAGCCCCAACAGCAGCAGCCCCAACUGCAGACGCCACAGCAGACCCAACUGCAGCCACAGCAGACGCCACAGCUGCAGACGCCACAGCAGACGCCACAGCAGAUGCCACAGCUGCAGACGCCACAGCUGCAGACGCCACAGCAGCCACAGCUUGCCAAUAAUGUGUUUGGCAAGACACUGCUUGAUUUAUUGAAUGCUUCAAACCAACAGGUUCCCCAAACUUUGCAGACAGGAGUGAACCAGCCCAACUCUCAGAUCAUUCUUGUGAGCAACAACGGCCAAACUAACUCCACCGCUGUUGCUACAGAGGCAGGUGUAGCCAACCAGCAGAUACAGGGCAUGAUGCAGUCAUCACCAAUGAUUGUCAUCCUCCCGGGAAACACCACAAACGCAACAGGCCAAGUUCAAGCACAGGCUACAGUGAAUAAUAUACCAAUGGAGUCAAUCCUGAAGUCUCUUCUUGGCCAUCAGACCGGUCCGACAUAAAGAUUACCAAGGUUCCAGCCCAUAACAUGGCUGACCGACAAGUGACCAUGGUUUGGAGGAGAAUCCUGGUGAAGUGGGUUAAAGCAGCCCACAGCCUGCCUGUCCAGGGCAAAGCCUGUCCAGGGCAACGCCGCUUUGUUGCAUAUUAUAUAGAGGGCUCGGUACUGCCAGCUCUCUGGUCAUAGGCAGCUAUGUUUUCAGCAUUUCCUUUUAUUUGUAAUGUGAAGGGACCUUGAGUUCAUGUUAGGGUUGUUGAAUGUGCCAUGUUUGUUAAUGCUUUAUCACCAGUUCGUGACUACAUAACAAAGAAUGCCAUCAAUGCAGUCAUGUGGUCAUCAUCAUAUCAUAUCCAAUUAAACGUUCAUAGCAACUGGGAACAUAGCCGGAGAAUGACUCUUCAGUCAGCAGAGUGCAAAGCUUUUUUGAGAUGUGAGAAUGGCAUGUAUUUUACCUGGUAACAUUUCAUGAUAUCACUGCCAAAGACACAUUUCGGAGACAAUUACAAGGGGAUUAGACACUUGUCUUUACUUAACAUUGAAUCAGCUACCCAACAAGACUGAAACACUGUUAGAGGAUACAGGCAUGCAUGCAUCAGAUAAUAGUGUUCUGUUUAAACCAACUGAAGAAGUGAUGAAGAUGAAAUUAACUUUCAGUUUCUGGCAGGUGAUCAUGUCAUAAUCCUGACUGACUUGUAUUGGAAUCAUAUCAAAUGGAUAACAUCUGAAACAUUACUAGUUUAAUCAUAUCAUGCUUAAUAGACUUAAUGCAUAAUUGCGUAGAUUUCUGUUGGUGUGUUGGUGUGUAUUUGUCUUUCAACACAACCAUUGCUUAACACACAUUUGUAUUUUUGUCUGUGGGAAACAACUUUAUAUUUUGUAGUGCUGGAAGUGCAUUGUGCUUCACUUAUUAACUUUGUUGCUUUUGUCUUAUACUUUCUAUACAAUAUUUGUAUACUUGUUACCAAGUUUUGACAGUGUAUAUGGAGCACUGUCGGUGUAAUACAGUCAAAGAGGGCUGGUUACAUGUCCCUGCUGCAGCUUUAUUUCAUAUGUUGUGACAUAACUAUGUAAUCCUAUACAUGAUUUACGAACCAUACAAAAACAUCACAAGUGAUGGUAACACUGACAAAUUCUUAUUAGUCAAAUUACUGUUUGGGCUGGUGACUGACAAAGUAAAGAUACUCAAAAUAUUUUUUCAAUGCCUGGAUUCAAAUGGAUAACAUUUGUCCUUAUUUAUACAACAUUGAUAAAAGCAUGUCAAAACAUGAAUGUUCGUUUUUUCGUAUUCCUAAUUGUGUUUGUGUAUCAUUUCAUUUUGUUCCCAAAACUGUUCAUUGAACUCAUUCCAUAUAAUAUUGUCCAGUUGUGUUGUUUUUGUGUUGUUUUUGUGUUGAAGUGCUCUUCCUCUGUCAGGUGUUGUCAGGGGCACAUUUGUAUGGGAGUACUUGGGCAUGAUUUGAUAUUAGUGAAUGCAGUAAUGUUUUGCCAUAUUUUUAUAUGUCCCAGUGACACAAAGUUUGGUUUAAUACAAGUAUUUGACCUGUUUGUAAUACUGUAGUUUUCUACAAACAUGUGAACUGCUCUUUAUAUGGGAGCUUUUACCCCUGUCGUUUUUUCCAGUAUUGUUUUUUAAUGGUCACAAUGAUUCAGUCAGUUCACCCAACAUUUCACAUCACACAUGGUAAUUUCACCUGUUUUAUGUUUCUGACAGUUUCUUGCCAACUUUUCUAUUUGAAAGCACAAACAGAUAUUAGUUUUUCAUUGGGUGUCUUCUAUGUUGUCAAAUUGGUCACUGCUGACAUCUCUUAUAUUAAAAUGUCGUGUUCCUAACUGUUUCUAGCAACGCUGGAAAUUUGAAAUGUCUCUGGGGACUGACACAUCAACAUUUCUUGUUUACUUUGGUUGAUUUCCUCUACAGAAGAUGCUUUGAUUUUGAGAUUCAUAUUUUGAGUACUUC